GUUUGGUCUCGUGAUAACGGCUAACAGCGUCACUAGUAGCUAGCGUACCAUGCUAGCUUUGGGUGUAUGAUGAAUAAGUGUAUGUGAGUGACAUGUAAAUGAGUUAAAACGGUUGGCAUUUGCGAAAUAAUCAUAACGACGACUAAAGAAAGAUGCUGUCCCGUCUGCUGAAGGAGCACCAGGCGAAGCAAAAUGAGCGGAAGGAGCAGCAGGAGAGGCGAAGACGUGAAGCUAUUGCUGCAGCCACCUGUCUGACAGAAGCCCUGGUGGACCACCUCAACGUUGGUGUUGCCCAGGCAUAUGUAAACCAGCGUAAGCUUGACCAUGAGGUGAAGACUCUCCAAGUGCAGGCGAGCCAGUUCUCCAAACAGACUGCUCAGUGGAUCAGUAUGGUGGAGGGUUUCAAUCAAGCCUUAAAGGAAAUUGGGGAUGUGGAGAACUGGGCCCGCAGCAUUGAGAUGGACAUGAGGACGAUUGCCACAGCUCUGGAGUAUGUACACAAGGGUCAGCUUCAGUCCACUUGCUCAUAAACAUCGGGGUGUGUUUGGGCCAUGUUUACAGCUGAAAGUAAAUACACUGGAAUCAACCAAUGUGGUCCAGUUAACUCCUAUCAACAAAUAUCCAGCACAGCAGUGCCAGCAGUACAAGUGUAAGUGGACCAAGGCUGACAGUAAUUUGUUCAGAUCAACAACGAAGGUCUGUUUCAUUUGACGACUACAUGCUUACUUGGGUAAUUGCGUAUGUUCUUGUAUUAGCAACAUUAUUGCCAACGCUCUGUCUAACAUAUUGAGAGUCAGGGCAUCUGUGUGCAAUCAGGAAUUAGUCACUGAAUAGAGGGAAAAAGUAGUGGAUUUGUUGUUGCAUGUACAGAGAAUAUAUGUAGCAGGCUGAAGGAGUUACAAACAAGCUACCACUUGUCUCCAAGUCUGUAGUAUCUCCUUAGCAGCAUUUUAAGGAAGGCUUUCUUCUCCAGCACCUGAUAUCUGAAUUAUUUAUGUCUGUGUUUAUGCAUAACAUGUACACACACACUGAAAACUGUGCUGGUUCUGUUGGACAACUUUAAAUUUUGUUACCAUUUAGUGAUGGAGUAUUAUUUUUAAAUAAAGGUUAAAAAAAAAAAAUGUAUUGAUGUCUUUUCUUAGGAAACAAGUAAAUGAACAAAGAACAUCAAGAAAAAAAUACAUGAAGAACUUGAUUUGUAAAAGAGAACCUUGCGCCAUAAAAAGGAUUGUCUUGUCAGGAUGUCCAUACUCACAGUAGGUGUCAGUAGUGGGCAGGGAAAGAUUAAAUGUUAAUUACACAAAUGGAGAAGAACUGUGAGAGUUCAUGCUGGGAGAUGUGCUCUCAUAGCUCAUAUGUUCAGUUACAAAGGAUUUCUUGCAUUUUUAGGCUGAUGGCUUCAUUGUGCCCCUUAUAAAAGUGGAAGGCUUUAAAAGGUUUUAAAAUCUAUAGACCUGCUGUAAUCCAUGAAAUACAAUAACUGGUAAAUAUUUGCCCUGCAAGGGAUUAGACAAUUUCUGGAAUGUGUGACGCGAGGGAAAGUUAUGUCACCAUAAAUGUGGCUGCAAUGUUCACUCACAUAAUCACAGGCAUGUUGGAUAACUACACUUUCAAAUUACCACACAGGUAACACACAAGAUGCUUCAGUUAGUCUUCAUUUAAAUAAACAGCAAUUGGACUGAAAUGUCUAAAUGAUAUGUUUAUAACAGUUUUUCUCUGGAGGGUACAGUUCUAAAGUCACAUUAAUACAUCAGGAUUUUUUUGAGGAAAAACAACACAAUGUACAGCACACUGGUCACUUCUCGUUUACAGUCUCCAAUUCUGCUGGACAAGCUGACCAGCCUCACAAUAUGUAUCAGAAAUAUAGACGGUAAGUACAGAACUCUGUAUGUGUUAUGUGAGAUUCAUUACUGAUAUAACUUGUCAGGGAACUGAGUGAGUUCAUAAUAAAGCCGCACUCAUGUUUUUUGAGACUGCACAUGGUUUGAACAUGUGGGAUUAUCACAACUUUGAAUUAACACUCUUAGAACAUUAUGCUUGUAUAUCAUGAGAACCAUCAGCCACUGACAAUGUAUUGGAAAACUUUCUUGUCAAUCUUUUGAAAGAACAAGAUCCAAAGAUCGAAUAAAAUCCAAGUGUGGGUUUUU
Messenger RNA from Amphiprion ocellaris (clown anemonefish), 2147 nucleotides. RefSeq names its product biogenesis of lysosomal organelles complex-1, subunit 1 (gene bloc1s1). Gene Ontology annotation, cellular component: BLOC-1 complex. Bases 153 to 530 code for a protein of 125 amino acids. NCBI's taxonomy places the organism in Eukaryota, Metazoa, Chordata, Actinopteri, Pomacentridae. The record is from RefSeq and is a predicted model, not a curated record. The transcript is spliced from 4 exons. Gene Ontology annotation, biological process: endosomal transport.